CGUCACUCUCUCUUUGCCUUCUCCAAUAUUUUUCAUAUGCGACAAAAAGAAAAAAUUUUCCAGUUAGCUCAAUUAAAAAAAUAUCCAAAAAAUGCUUAGAUCGGUCGACAUAUGUAAGAAAUGGUUGGCUCGUGAAGGUUCACAGUUCACACAACAACACGAUCGAAAUUUUUGACGAAGCAUAAGCUUUUACUUUGGAUCUUGAAGAAUAAACCACAUAUCAAUUGUGUCCGACACUAAUUUCGAAGCAAGAUGAAGGAGCACGAAAUAAGACUUAGGAAUGAUUAUGGAUUGCAAAACAUGUACAGGUAGAAGCAGAGGGAGAGCUGCUCGUUCAAAUUCUAUCAGCACGCACAGUAACUAUAAACUAUAAAAUUGUUUGAUAUUUUGAUUUGUUUAUCAUAUACUAAUAGUAAAUUAUUCUUACUCUUUUUUGGAGGAUAAACACAAAACACCUAUAGCGAGAUGCAUGCAAAUGAGAAUGACAACUCAUUGAACAAUUGAAAUUGAAGUAGUUCACAGUUGAAGUUGAAGUAAGUUAACAGGAAACCAUCAUCAAUAGACUCUGAUAGACCGAUGAAUCAGUGUUGAGAUCGAAGAUGCACUUUGGGUUUCGACGAAUGCGUCAUAUUUUCCGGGUUAUGCCCAAGAUUUAUCCCGGUACUGUACAUCACUUAUCUGAGGCGAGCGUAAAUGGUUUAGCGAGUACUCGUUCGACUGGUAGCUCUUGGAGGCUAGAUUUGGCAGGUUGUCAAGAGCGAAGGUAUUCCUCCAUAUCAAAAACAAAGCGUCCUACCUCUUCGAAUGAGUUUUGGUCAAUGCUUAGGUCUUCUCUUAAUCAGCCAAGAGACUCUCAUACAAAUGUACUUCUAGGCCCUUAUUGGUGCUGGUUAAACUCUUAUUCGAGCAGCAAGAAUUUAUUCAAGGAAGAACAAGUUUUCCUAGUUCUCCUCGGGAAAUAUGAUGAUGGUUCUUUGGGAGCUAAACAAAAUACUAUCAAGAUGUUUGAAAUAGCAAAAGCACUUCACCAGAGGUAUUCUUUCCUUCAAGUUGUGGUUGUACAACACGGAAAAUCAAUGUGUCUCAACAAUGCAUCUAAGCAUUUCCUCCAGAGAAUCAUUAAGGAAUAUGUUACUUUUCCUAUCUUGUUAUUUAACAAGCAAAGUAUAUCUGAGGUAUGGAUGCAAAAGGCACCCUGCGUCAUCAUUUCCAAAGGUUUUUCCCAAAAUCCUAUGAUUUACCCUGGCGAUGAUGUAGAUCUUAAGACACUUGAUGAAGCAAUUCGUGAUCUGAAGGUGAAACAUGACAAGGGAGAUAAUGUUAAUGAUGCGAAGAGCACUUGGGUCAAGCCUAUUGAAGUCAUUAAGGAACCAGAUGUUUGUUUUGCUUCACGAAACUUACUGUUUUCUUUCCCAGGUUGCAUUUCAGUUGAGGAAGGUGGUGACCGCUUGUUCCUUUCCGAUGUUAACCACCACAGGAUUAUCGUGUUUGACAGCCAUGGGAAAAUUUUAGAUGCUAUUGGUUCGUCUCCUGGAUUUGAGGAUGGAGAGUUUGAGACAGCAAAGUUAAUGCGGCCUGCAGCUUCAUUUUAUCAUGCCUCUGAGGAUUGCCUAUAUUUUAUCGACUCUGAGAACCAUGCAAUUAGGAAAGCUGAUAUGGAGAGGAGGGUUGUGGAGACGGCUUUCCCAUUGACUGGUGAUAGCAAGAGGAGCAAAAGUGUAUGGAAUUGGAUUCUAGAUAAAAUAUGGAUAAACAGGAAUAUAAAGCCACAUUCGGAAGAGUUCAAUUCCGACUCAUUUUUGUUCCCUUGGCAUCUUCUGAGGUCAUCCAAUGAUGAUACCUAUGUACUUGAUCAAAGUAUGAUAUCUUUUCAUCACACACCGUACAGCUUUGGAACUCUUUGGACCAUAGAUUUGGAAUCAGGCUCUGUAAAAGAAGUUUUAAAAGAACCUUCAAAGAUUAUGGAGAAAUGUGGGCAGGCGAUCUUGGAGAAAUGCGCUCCAUUGGAACAUGUGCCUGCUGAUUGGCUACAGCAACGAGCACAUUCCACGUGCUCGUUUGAAGGAAUUUCAUAUGCUGGCCUUAUGUCUUCAGUGGCAACCUGUGGGGACCACAUAGUGUUGUCUGAUACAGAUGUUGACUACAGACUACUUGUAUUUUCUGAAGUUGGUCAGACAGUGGUUAAGUUCGGCAGUGAAGCUGGGUUGGCAAUGAGCUUUCAGUUCAAAAACUUUGGGGUUUUAGGGCUUCCUUAUUGGAUAGUGUCCUCUCUCGAACGAGUCUACUCUGCAGAUGAUCCAUACGGAGACCCUGAUCAUUCUCAAUGCUUUCGCUUAUUGCCAGGGAGGGUUGAUAUAACACUGAACAUCGAUAUUCCUCCACACACGGAACUAAUUGAACGGCCACAAGAAGGAUGCAUAUGGCGCCAGGCCAGAGGGUCUGCUAUUGAGAUCUCAGGAGUUGAUGACAAGGCUGAAUCAUCUGAAAAGGUGGGUAUUGCUCAGCAGUGGUAUGAUGAAAUUGAUAAUCUCAGCUUUUCAAUGCCUCAAGAAGAGUCGAGCACGAAAGAAGAAAUUGGACGAGCAGGUGAGGAAGUACAAGAAGGGAAAGUUCGAAUUGGUUGCACAAUCAACACUAGCCCCGGAACAAGUGAGGCUAUUAUUUAUGCUGCGGUUUACUUGCGGCUGAAAAAAGAAUCAAAUAAACAAGUUAACAGCCGGGAGAAUAAAGCGUCAAGGAUAGCUGAUAUCUUAGAUCCCAAGAAGAAAUUCAAAAGGUAUUUACUCAUUGAACAGCUCAUGCUGAUGUCAGACAGAGAUCUCGAAGAACUCAUAUUCAUGAGACCUCUACACGUGCGGCUCAAGUUCAACUGUCGGGACCACCCGAAAUCGGAUCAAAACACGAAAGGCGUAGUCUUGACUGAUUCUCUUGUGGAAGUUCAUGUUACCCUGUAAGUGGCUGGUUUUAGUAAAUUGCGGCUACAUUCGAACAUCAUAUAUUUCGGUAAGAAGUGAUCUCUCGGUUCUUCUUCUUGUUUGCUCCUGUGGGAAUGAUAGCUUAAACAAUUGGGUUUGUUGGUGAUUUGAGAAUGAAAUGCUCAAAAGAGUG
This is a messenger RNA of Striga asiatica, 3108 nucleotides long. Lineage: Eukaryota; Viridiplantae; Streptophyta; Magnoliopsida; Lamiales; Orobanchaceae. The record is from the annotation of a GenBank genome assembly.